AUGGCACAAGGAUCAUCUUCAUCAAUGGGUAUGGGAUCAGCUUCAACAAUGUCGUCAGUUAAUCCCACUUCGAUAGUCAAUAUUCAUCAAACUAAUAUGGUUGUUAGUUUGGGACUCCUUGUUACAAAUUCUCCCUGGCCUCAAACUCGUAUCAAAUUAUGGAGGUAUCGGGAUGAGGGAGCUGAACUUCUAUGGAGAGACUACUUUUGCCCGAACCCAACCUUUCCACCAAAUGUAUUUCGUAGAAGAUUUAGAAUGCGUAGAAAAUUGUUUAAUCGAAUAGUUACUGACGUUGUGGGAGUAAAUCGAUAUUUUGUUCAAAAGCCUGAUGCAUGUGGAGUUAUGGGAUCGAACCCUCAUCAAAAAGUAACUACAGCAAUUCGAAUGUUAGCUUACGGAUAUGCGGCCGAUGCAAUAGACGAGUACUUACGCAUUGGAGAAACUGCUGUUUUGGAAGCUACUCGUAGGUUUUGUAUGACUAUUUUCCACUUGUAUGGCAAAGAAUAUUUGCGUGAACUACCUGCUGGUGAUGUUGAACUGCUGCUUAAGCAAAACAAAAGCAGGGGAUUUCCAGGGAUGCUGGGUAGUUUAGACUGCAUGCAUUGGAAAUGGGAUAAAUGUCCCUCGGCAGAAUCAGGGGCUUACACAGCGUAUAAAGGGAGCGAAAGUAUUGUGUUGGAGGCUGUGGUGUCGUAUGACCUCUGGUUUUGGCAUGCAUUUUUUGGUAUGCCCGGCUCAAACAAUGAUAUUAAUGGGAUGAACCGUUCUUAUGUUCUUCGUAGUCUUGUCACAGGAAAAUCACCACCAGUGAACUUUGUGGUAAACGGACAUUCAUAUGAUAUGUCGUAUUAUCUAGGUGAUGGCAUAUACCCAGAUAUUGCUACUAUUAUUAUGUCCAUUAAACAUCCAGAGGGGAGAAACAAAAUAAAAUUUUCUGGGAUGCAAGAUGGUGCGGGGAAAGAUGUAGAACGGGGAUUUGCGAAGGAACCCAUCACCAGUUGCUAUAUCAAGAGAAACAGUGAAGCACUUUCCCCAAUUAGAGCUGCGCAGCGUGUUCGUGCAAUGCGUAACAAACAAACGCAUACCAACUUGCGUGAUGACUUGAUCGAACACAUAUGGUCAGAAUAUGGGGACAGUUAA
This is a messenger RNA of Papaver somniferum (opium poppy), 1140 nucleotides long. RefSeq lists its product as uncharacterized. The coding region runs from base 1 to 1140 and encodes 379 amino acids. Lineage: Eukaryota; Viridiplantae; Streptophyta; Magnoliopsida; Ranunculales; Papaveraceae. The transcript has 2 exons. The record is from RefSeq and is a predicted model, not a curated record.